AUGCACACAUCCCCAGUGCGGAUCUCUGCAGCCACCAUGAGCAACAUGACGGUGCUCGACAAUGCUGACCCCUAUGACCUUGACAUGACCUCAGAUGAGCCCAUCUACCCCAUCAGCUUCCAGGUUUCUCUGACAGGCUUCCUGCUUUUGGAGAUAGUUUUAGGCUUGAGCUCCAACCUCACUGUGCUUGUCCUCUACUGCAUGAAACAGAACCUCAUCAGCUCCGUCUCCAACAUCAUCACUAUGAACCUGCAUGUGGUGGAUGUCUUGGUGUGCGUGUGCUGUAUCCCGCUCACAGCAGUGGUGGUACUACUUCCUUUGGAGACGGACACAGCCAUUAUCAGCUGUUUCCAUGAAGCCUGCGUCUCCUUUGCAAGCUUAGCUACUGCUGCUAACGUCCUGGCCAUCACUGUGGACCGCUACGACAUCUCAGUGCGGCCGGCGAACCGUGUGCUUACGAUGGGCCGGGCUGUAGCUCUACUCGGGUCCAUCUGGGCUCUAUCCUUUUUCAGUUUCCUGGUUCCCUUCAUGGAAGUCAGCUUCUUCAUCAACUCUGGUUCAGACCUUGUGAACAUGACUGGAGUGGUCACAGUGGCUAAUCCAAAUGAGUAUUACACAGAGGAGGGUUUGUACUAUCACCUGCUAGCGCAGAUCCCUAUAUUCUUUUUUACAGCUAUGGUGAUGCUAGUGACUUACUACAAGAUCCUUCAGGCACUUAAUAUCCGCAUUGGUACACGCUUUCAGCACAACUUACCUAGAAAGAAGCAAAAAAGCAAAAACACAAUCUCUCUGAGCACUGCGACACAAGCAGAGUCAACGGAUGCUUCACAGAGCAGCACAGGAGUCAGAGCAGGUGGGAAUGCACCUUUGGGCAUGCGGGCAUCAGUGUCGGUCAUAAUUGCGCUAAGACGAGCAGUAAAGCGUCAUCGGGAGAGACGGGAGAGGCAGAAACGAGUCUUCAGGAUGUCUCUUCUCAUCAUCUCCACAUUCUUACUUUGCUGGACCCCAAUAACGGUGCUCAACACAAUCAUCCUCAGCACUGGGCCCAGUGAUUUAACUGUUCGCUUACGCUUGGGCUUCCUGGUGAUGGCCUAUGGAACCACUAUCUUUCACCCGCUCCUAUAUGCCUUCACUCGGCAGAAGUUCCAAAAGGUUUUGAAAAGCAAAAUGAAGAAGAGGGUGGUGUCUGUAGUAGAAGCUGACCCUACCCCAAACAAUGUAGUCAUCCAUAACUCGUGGAUUGACCCCAAGAGAAACAAAAAGGUCACCUUCGAGGACACAGAAGCCAGACAGAGAUGUCUAUGCUCACCAGACGUAGAGUAA
This is a messenger RNA of Anoplopoma fimbria (sablefish), 1323 nucleotides long. RefSeq names its product G-protein coupled receptor 22-like. Gene Ontology annotation, cellular component: membrane. Bases 1 to 1323 code for a protein of 440 amino acids. Gene Ontology annotation, biological process: G protein-coupled receptor signaling pathway. The record is from RefSeq and is a predicted model, not a curated record. Gene Ontology annotation, molecular function: G protein-coupled receptor activity; peptide binding. The transcript is spliced from 3 exons. Lineage: Eukaryota; Metazoa; Chordata; Actinopteri; Perciformes; Anoplopomatidae.